Molecule: messenger RNA, 645 nt
Organism: Biomphalaria glabrata
Lineage: Eukaryota; Metazoa; Mollusca; Gastropoda; Planorbidae
Product: homeobox-like protein HDP1
Exons: 1
Coding region: 1-645 (214 amino acids)
Source: RefSeq, a predicted model, not a curated record
AUGAAUGAUCUAAGCCUGGUUUUAUACCUAGAAGAUUUGAAUGACCUAAACCUGGUUUUAUACCUGGAAGGUUUGAAUGGCCUAAACCUGGUUUUAUACCUAGAAGAUUUGAAUGACCUAAACCUGGUUUUAUACCUGGAAGGUUUGAAUGGCCUAAACCUGGUUUUAUACCUAGAAGAUUUGAAUGACCUAAACCUGGUUUUAUACCUGGAAGGUUUGAAUGGCCUAAUCCUGGUUUUAUACCUAGAAGAUUUGAAUGACCUAAACCUGGUUUUAUACUUGGCAAAUUUGAAUGACCUAAACCUGGUUUUAUACCUAGAAGAUUUGAAUGACCUAAACCUGGUUUUAUACCUGGAAGGUUUGAAUGACCUAAUCCUGGUUUUAUUCGUGGGAGGUUUGAAUGACCUAAACCUGGUUUUAUACCUGGAAGGUUUGAAUGGCCUAAUCCUGGUUUUAUACCUAGAAGAUUUGAAUGACCUAAACCUGGUUUUAUACUUGGCAAAUUUGAAUGACCUAAACCUGGUUUUAUACCUAGAAGAUUUGAAUGACCUAAACCUGGUUUUAUACCUGGAAGGUUUGAAUGACCUAAUCCUGGUUUUAUUCGUGGGAGGUUUGAAUGACCUAAACCUGGUUUUAUACUUGUGA